GAUUGCGGACUUAGUCUACACGGGAACGAAGGGUCUUUGUCGCCAUAGCUAGCUUUUCUUCACCGAGGGCAGAGUGUCGAAGAUGGAAUCACUCGGCGGCGACUUCGUUGGAGAAAGUAAAGCUACUAAUGAUGGUUCUGGUGAUCUCAAUACUGUUGGUCUGACUAAUGGUGUAAAUGGUGUUGUGCACGGCGGUCACCAUCACCACCACAAGUCGUCAUCCCCCGACAAACACCACAGCAGCAGUAAGCACCACAAGGACAAGCAUAAGGAGCAUAGGCAUAAGGAUGAACACAGGCAUAAGGACAAGCACAAGGACAAGGAUCACAAACAUAAGGACAAGUCAUCUUCCUCAGGUGGUAGCAGCUCAUCAUCAAAGCACAAGGAUGGUAGCAGCGGCAACAGCCUGCACAAUUCUUCCUCUUCAUCACUGAAGACCGGUGACCGUCAUCACCACUCGAAGGAUCCAUCCAAAGAACACAAGUCACCAUCCUCCAAAGCUGCCGAAGAUGUCAAGGUUAAGAAGGAGUCGUCAUCCUCGAAGUCCUCAUCAGGCCAUAAGUCCUUGUCCUCGAGCAAGGACGGUGACAAAGACAAGCAUAAGGACAAACACAAGGAUAAGCAUCAGCACAAGAGUUCGUCUGAAAGGGCUGAUGUGAAAGUAAAACAGGAAAUUGCGAGUCCCAGAAAGCCGGAUAUGCUAUCGCCGCCGAGGAUGCAGGUGAAGCAGGAAGUAUCGUCGCCCCCAAUGCGUAUGACCCUUGAGACAGAGACUAUCAACGAGAUUAAGGGGGAGGCCCUCAGUGACGACGACGUUCCUCUGUCUGCGCGGCUCCCUACACCCAAAGUGGAAAACAAGGCAAAGCGCCCGCCAGACUCUGACUCUGAAGAGGAUGCUCCCCUUUCUAUUAGAGCACAGAAGGUCACCAAGAAGAUAAAAUCUGAAGAGAGACCCAAGAAGAAAAGGAAAGCUGCAGAUGACAGUGACUUUGAGGAUGACAUAAAGCCUGCAAAGUCUACACCGAAGACAAAGAAGGCGAAAGAGAACACUAGGGCCAAAGAGAAAGCGUCUGAUGGGACAGACAGCCCCAAGAAGAAGGGCAAGGCAAAGAAAGAGGAGCAGGAGGCAGACGUGUGGAAAUGGUGGGAGGAGGAGAGGCACGAGGACGGCAAGAAGUGGCGAACUCUGGAGCACAAGGGGCCGGUAUUUGCUCCGGAUUAUGAACCCCUGCCCAGUCAUGUCCACUUUUACUAUGAUGGCAAGCCUGUGAAGUUGAGCCAAGAUGCCGAGGAAGUGGCCGGAUUUUAUGGGCGGAUGUUGGACCACGACUAUACGUCUAAGGACUCAUUCAACGGCAACUUCUUCAAGGAUUGGCGCAAGGUCAUGACAGAAUCGGAACGCAGCCUUAUUACUGACCUCAGGAAGUGCAAUUUCAAAGAGAUUGAUGUAUACUACAAGCAGAAGUCGGAGGAGCGCAAGGCCAUGUCCAAGGAGGAAAAGCAGGCUAUAAAAGCCCAGAACGAUGCCCUGGUUGCCGAGUAUGGCUUUUGCAUCAUUGAUGGGCACAAGCAGAAGAUUGGUAACUUCAAGAUUGAGCCCCCUGGUCUCUUCAGGGGCCGUGGUGAGCACCCCAAGAUGGGCAUGCUCAAGCGACGGGUCCUCCCAGAGGAUGUCAUCAUCAACAUUGGAAAGGAAGCUAAAGUCCCCCCGCCACCGCCUGGCCACAAGUGGAAAGAGGUGCGUCAUGACAACACUGUGUCGUGGCUCUCAUCGUGGACGGAGAACAUCUUGGGCCAGACCAAAUACAUCAUGCUCAACCCUAGCUCCAAGCUGAAGGGGGAGAAAGACAUGCAGAAAUACGAGACAGCACGAAAGCUCAAGUCUCUUGUCGACAAGAUCCGGGCCACCUACCAGGAGGACUGGAAGUCCAAGGAGAUGCGUAUCAGACAGCGUGCUGUUGCUCUGUACUUCAUUGACAAGUUGGCCUUGAGAGCGGGUAACGAGAAGGAAGAAGGCGAGACAGCAGACACUGUGGGCUGCUGUUCACUGCGGGUUGAGCAUCUUACGCUGUUCGACCAGAAAGAUGGCAAGGAGAACGUGGUGGAGUUUGACUUCCUGGGAAAAGAUUCCAUCCGCUACGUGAAUGCGGUGCCCGUUGAAAAGAGGGUGUACAAGAAUCUCAAGCUGUUCAUGGAAAACAAGCAACCUGGUGACGACCUUUUUGACCGGCUUAAUACAACCAUUCUGAACAAACACCUCAAUGAGCUGAUGGAAGGCCUUACUGCCAAGGUCUUCCGUACGUACAAUGCUUCCAAGACGUUGCAAGAACAGCUUGAACUGCUCACCGAGGAGAACAUGUCGCUGCCAGAACGGCUUCUUGCCUACAACAGGGCAAACCGUGCAGUGGCUGUCUUGUGUAACCAUCAAAGGGCUGUACCCAAGACUUUUGACAAGCAGAUGGAGAAUCUGCAGAAAAAAAUGGAUGAAAAGGACGAACAAAUCAGAGAAGUGAAGAGGGAAUUGAAGCAACUUAAGUCUGACUACAACAACUCUAGGAAUGAAAAGGACAAGCUCUUGCUGGAGCGCAAGAAAAAACGUCUGCAGCAGCUUGAGGAGCAAAUGAAGAAGUUGGAAGUGCAGGCGACCGACAAGGAGGAGAACAAGCAGAUUGCUUUGGGCACCUCCAAGCUCAACUAUCUCGACCCACGUAUCACUGUAGCCUGGUGCAAAAAGUGGGAGGUCCCCAUCGACAAGAUCUACAACAAGACUCAGCGAGACAAAUUCCGGUGGGCUAUCGAGAUGGCUGGUCCCGACUAUGUAUUCUAGGUGCGCUGUGGGUCAGUGAGGCAUGCAUGCUGUUAGUGUGUGUGCAAACAUUAGUCUGAGCUGCCAUCGAUGGACCGCCGUGACACUCGGAUGAAAAGAACAAUGACAGGAGUGUGUGUGUGUGCAUACAGAGUAGCUUGAAGAGGAGGUGUCGUCUUCGUUCUGUUUCAGUUCAUUGUCUUCCUUUGAUGUCGUCCUCUGGACGUUCAUCUCCUUUUUUGUCCUCUUUCGUGACUUCCUUUUCACACCAGUGCUGUCGAGCCCGCUUGGGCUCUGCUUAAAUUGGCUGCACUUGACUUUUGCCAUUCUUCAACUUGACAGAAAUGAACGUGGGACAGCCUCCGCAAGAUAAGUGCAGACGACGAAUGACUUUGCGAUAUGCGAUAUUAUCGUGCAUGUGCACGGGCGAUAUUGUUAGGAACGUCUGCGUCAUGUACAACAUGAAAGCCCUCCUAGCUCAGCCAAGUGCAGCUAUCGUUGACUCUGGAGCUCGAGCUGACAGCUCGUUAGUGAAGAUUAGCGUGGUACUUUGAGAUCGAACUAUACAGCACUUGGGAGGUAUUACUCCCGUUGCUCGUCACUCGUGACGUCUUGCACACAAACCGUGUCCGUGAAGGUGUGUCAUCUUCGGAACGAAAAUUGCGUUGCCUAAGGAGAGACUUUUGUCUCUCGCAAUUAGGUACUGUUGUGUACUCAUGACAAAGCGGGCUCGACAGUAUUGUAUCGUGAUAGAUAUAGCGUGACAUCCGCUUUGUUUUGUUUUGGUCUUCCUUUUCGUACAUAGUCAAUGUUUGAGGCUUUGACAACAUUUUCUUAUUACCCACUUUUUUUCUUUUUCUCCUUUUUUUUUUACAUUUAUUGCAUGUUUUUAUUUCCAAUGCCGACCUGUAUCUGAAGUGCUCUUCAGUAAAAACAGCCUCUGAAAUGGUGAUAUAUAUAUUUCGAGAAACAAGCGUGACUGGACGUGAGGUGCACAAAACACAUUUUAGAUUUCAUUUGAUUGUGCUGUGUGCUGUGUGUAUGUGUGUGUGUGUGUGUGACAUUUUGGGGGGGUUAGCAGUUUGUUGUUUUUUUUUUCCUUCUGAAACCAUCGUGUUUUGGGGCGGGUUGUGUGUUGUUUUGGGGGGAGAAACUGAAUGAUAGUGUCGGGAAGUCUUUGGAGCAACUACUAAUACAGACAUUGUUGUCUGCAUGGUUUUUGGCUUUUCCACUGAGCUAUGUAAUGCAAGCGUUGGAUUUUUAUUAGGGUUGCACCGUGUCCUAGAACAUAAUAGUCACUGUAUAGUUGCACUACAGUAUCUAAGGUGGGGGUUCUCACACCAAACUUUGUGUGUGCAGCUUUCCUUUCUUUUCUAGCACACUUUUUCACUGUGGUGGUUCCAUACGGGGUGUGUGUCCAUUCUCUGUUGAUGUGAUAGGCAGUGAAUUGCCACAGUCCUUAUUCGAUCAUGUUUCCGUAAUCAACAGUGUGUCCGUAUUGUGGUGACCGUUUGUGGGCCAUGGUUGACCCAAAAGCUCGUACGGGUGAAAAAAAAUGCAAUUGUUCGCCCACUGGUGUCGCUAUGUUUUGACGGUGAAAAGAUCUUCCUGAAGCCACCGCAAGCGAGUCAUUUGUUUAGUCGCAUUGGACGACGGGCGUCUGGAAAAUCUUUUCUUCAAUUUAUAGCUGCUGUACAUGUAUAGGUGCCGUAACUAGUUGGGCAUAUUCCACUUCCCACUUUGGGUGUUUUUUUUUAAUGUAUAUUGCUACUCCUGUGUAUAUGUAUUCCUUCAUGGUAAGUUAAGACAAAGAUUGUGGAACAAGGGUUUGUUGGUGAGAUUGCACUGGACUUUUUUUAUUAUAAAUGUACUUCAUUCGCAUAUAUCAUACAUACGUUGUCCCUUGCGAUCCAAACACUGUUCAAUGUAAAACGCCUCAUUAUAUUGGCAGCAGCAGUAAAGUGCAUGUCCUCUUUUUUUUAGCCGAUUUUUGUGGAUGCAUUCUGUCAGUGGUGACACAGCGUGAACAGAUGAACAAGCAUGCAAAUAUAUACGCGUUUCUGAAGUUGCA
Messenger RNA from Ornithodoros turicata, 4877 nucleotides. RefSeq names its product DNA topoisomerase I, mitochondrial-like (gene Top1). Bases 83 to 2827 code for a protein of 914 amino acids. Gene Ontology annotation, cellular component: chromosome; nucleolus. Gene Ontology annotation, molecular function: DNA topoisomerase type I (single strand cut, ATP-independent) activity; DNA binding. NCBI's taxonomy places the organism in Eukaryota, Metazoa, Arthropoda, Arachnida, Ixodida, Argasidae. The transcript is spliced from 18 exons. Gene Ontology annotation, biological process: DNA topological change; DNA replication; chromosome segregation. The record is from RefSeq and is a predicted model, not a curated record.